GUGUUUUAUUUCGCUUUUGGCCCGUCCAGAAGCCAUUCGUCUCUCUCCCCCCGCUACCUUACCGUUCCGCGGGUUCUAAACCCUAACCCUAGAGCCGGGGAACGAAGGGUCGCUCGUCAUCCUCUGAGGUCCCAGGCCAUGGCGGAGCCGCGCAAGAGGUGCUUCUACGAGAUCCUCGGCGUGAGCCGCGACGCCUCCCAGGAGGAGAUCCGCUCGGCCUACAAGCGCCUCGCUCUCCAGCUUCACCCCGACAAGGCGGCGGCGGCGGCGGCCUCCUCCGCAGCCGCCGACGACGCCGCCGUGGCGGCCACCGCCGCGUUCCAGGAGCUCCGCCAUGCCUACGAGGUCCUCUCCGACCCCAAGGAGCGCGCCUACUACGACUCCCACCGCUCCCAGAUCCUCUUCUCCGACGCCGCCGCCGCCAAAUCGCACAAGGCCUCCUCGUUUGCCGACCUCGACCUCUUCUCCUUCUUCUCCAAUUCCGCCUUCUCCGGCUUCUCCGACACCGGCCGCGGCUUCUACAAGGUCUACGGCGACCUCUUCGCCAAGGUCUACGCCAAGGAGCUCUGGUUCGCCACCACCUUCGGAUCGGGGCCCGGCGCCGUCCCCCCCGCGCCGCUCAUCGGUAAUCUCGAUAGCCCCUAUGAGCAAGUUACCGCCUUUUAUAAUUACUGGCUAGGGUUUUGCACCGUUAUGGAUUUUGCGUGGGUCGACGAGUACGACGCCAUGGCCGGGCCCAAUCGGAGGUCGAGGAGGGCGAUGGAGGAGGAGAAUAAGAAGCUGAGGAAGAAGGCUAAGAGGGAGUACAAUGAUUCCGUCCGCGGGCUCGCGGCUUUUGUGAAGAAGAGGGACAAGAGGGUGGUGGAUAUGAUGAGGAAGACGAAGAUGGAGGAGGAGAAGCGGAGGGCGGCGGAGAAGGAAAGGAAGAGGGAGGAGGAGAGGAAGAAGAUGGAGCGGGCAAGGGCUUAUGAGGAGCCCGAGUGGUCAAGAAUCAAUGAAAAGGAGGAUGUUAUAGGAUUUGAUGAUGACGGUGAGGAUGAUGAUGAAAAAAGCAAGAAGAAGAAGAAAGGUGGUGAGGAGUUCUAUUGCGUUGCUUGUAAUAAGAAGUUUAAGUCGGAUAAGCAGUGGAAGAACCACGAGCAGUCGAAGAAGCAUAGAGAUAAGGUGGCGGAGCUGAAGACGAUGUUCAAGGAGGAAGAAGAGGUAUUUGAUGAGGAGGAAAGAGAUGGAGAUGAAGUCUUUGCCGACUUUGAUUACGAGCCAGCACCGGAAUCUGAGGAUGGUGAGGCAGUGGAUGAACUAUGUUCAGAUGUGCAGGAUGAUUUGAAACUGCAUGAAGAGAGUGUUGAAGAUGAGGAUAUGGAGGGUGGUGAUGAUAAAUCAUUGGAUACAGACAAUGAAGCGAGCAUCUUAGAAUCAAUGGUCUCAGGACGCAAGGCUAGAAAGAGCGAUAGUUUGAAUCACCAAGAUAGUGCAUUUAGUAGCAUCGAUCAUCAUGAAAUUGAUGGAGAGAACUCCAUGGCGAAUGAUGAUACCAGAUCAAGAGGUCGCCGGAAUCGAGCAUCAAGAAGACGGUCCAAUUAUGAUGGCUAUGAUGAAGCAGUGAGGACACAGAAAGACGGAAGUCAGCAGGACGAAAGUGGGCAUCAUAAUCGGGAGAGAGGUGCUGACGAUAAUAAGGAGGGUUCUUGUCUGGUUGAGGAGGUUGUUACUCAAAAAAAGGGAGAUCGAGCCGCCAAAAAGAACCAGAAGCCUAAAGAGAACCAGGUUGAUGGGAAAGGAGCUGGUAAGACAGAAAGAGCUGGCGACCAAAAUCAUUCAUCAAAAGCAAGGAAGCAAAAGGCAAAAGACGCACCAAGUAAUUCAUGCGGAACAUGUGGGGAAAGCUUUGAAUCAAGGAACAAGCUAUUUGCACAUCUGGGCAACACAGGCCAUGCCAUGCUUAAGUCACGAUAGAACGACUCCCGAGCAACUGCCGCAUUUGCAUUGGUGAUAUUGUUCUUGUAUAUUACGAACAGAAGCGAAAAAAACCUUUUUUAUAGCGCGUGCAUUAAAAGACCACUGAGAUAGCCUUGGUACUCUGGUUUUAGGAGCCCUUCCUGAUGGAACGUAUACAAGUGGAUGAAGGGGAAAUUGGAGGAAUUUGCACUCUACCCCUUCUUAUAUGAUUUCUAUUAUUAAAUUCUUUUUAUUAUUUUUUUCUCCUUCAUGCACACAAUGUAAUGGGCAACCUUUUUGCCUGUGAUCGGGUUCUCUGUUUUUUUUGUCCCUUUUCUUUUGAAGACUUGUAAAAUGUUGAUUAAAUUUUGAGGCAAUAAGCAGUAGGGACUGGGAAACAGUAAACACAUUUUUUUAAUGAAGUUUAAAAAGAUUGUUUUGUUA
Messenger RNA from Ananas comosus (pineapple), 2382 nucleotides. RefSeq names its product DNAJ protein JJJ1 homolog. Bases 139 to 1956 code for a protein of 605 amino acids. The transcript has 3 exons. Gene Ontology annotation, molecular function: nucleic acid binding; zinc ion binding. The record is from RefSeq and is a predicted model, not a curated record. Lineage: Eukaryota; Viridiplantae; Streptophyta; Magnoliopsida; Poales; Bromeliaceae.